CCUGCUCCCCCCCGUCUCGCGACUCAACUCCCAGUCUCUCCCACUCUUUCUCUCCACUUCAUCUCCAGUCUUUUCGCUGUCCCUCGCUCUGUCUCUGUCUUUCUCCCGCAACGCUCUUUGCAUCGUCGCUCGCUUUUUAGGUCAGGCUCCUCCAGCCCAGUCACUCUUUUACACCUCCUCGUCGCGAUCCCACAUCCAGAGUACUCGUCCCUCUCUCGCUCCGGCAAUACUCUCGUUGUUUGUCGUCGAUUCACUCGUUCCGCGUCGACUUUGCGCUCACUCCCAACACACGACCACCAUUGAGUCUAUUGUCUUUCGGAAAUUUCGAGAAAAGACUCUAAUCCACCGAUUACCCGAUCGAACCAUUUUCAAUCACCACUGAACCCCCCGGCAAAUCCGCUUUCGCAAUGCAUAUCCGCUCACUCGCCUCUGUGGCCUUCGUGGCCUUCGCUGCCCAGGCUUUCGCGCAACAGCAGACCAAGAUCUUCAAGCGCAGCAUCACCGCCGGAAGAGAUUUGGGCCUCAUGCGCCGCGCCGACGACGGUUACCAGCCCGCCGACGAAGUCUGCAACAAGGGUGGUAACACCUGCGCUGAGGCCUGCGGAACCGGAUAUGAGCAGUGCAAGUCCACCGACCAGGCCGUCCACUGCUUCAACCCGGCCGCCGGCGAGACUUGCUGCUCAACCACCACCGGAAACUCCUGCUUAUCAUCUUUCUACUGCACCCACGGCAGCAACAGCGACACGACCUGCUGCCCCAACGGCAUGAACCUCGCCGACUGCGCCGCAAAGCACGGCGUUAGCGGCCUCACUUCCGACCCACCCGUCGUCGCGAGCACUUCCGUUCCUCCCACCACCAGCAAGACCACCCCUCCCCCGACCACCAGCUCAACGCCGGCACCGCCCACCACCACCUCAUCCUCGGUCGUCGUCACCACCUCCAGCACUCCCGCCCCUUCUUCCACCCUGAUCCCCUCUACUUCCGCGGUGCCCAGCACUACCGAGGUGACCACCGAGGUCCCAACGACCUUUGUUCCCAGCGCCGGUACCAGCACAGCCUUCGCCUCAAGCAACGGCACCACCCUGGCCACGACAUCGACUCGCUCCAGCACGAGGAGUACUGUCUUCCCUUCGGCGGCGACCACCUCGGCAUCUGCCCCGGAUCAAAACGCUGGAAGCAGCAACGGGCCCGCCGGCAUGGCGGUUCUCCUCGGUGCCGCCUUUGUCGCUGCGCUGCUCUGAUAAUUUACAACUGACCCGUUUGGAACCGCUGCCCUGGCAUCGACUCUAAUCUGUUGCUUCAAGCAAUUUCAUCCGUCAAUACCAGGGUCAGUGUGCCAUGUGUCACGAGUAUAAUGAAAA
Colletotrichum acutatum is the source of this 1361-nucleotide messenger RNA. RefSeq lists its product as uncharacterized. The coding region runs from base 408 to 1241 and encodes 277 amino acids. The transcript has 2 exons. The record is from RefSeq and is a predicted model, not a curated record. NCBI's taxonomy places the organism in Eukaryota, Fungi, Ascomycota, Sordariomycetes, Glomerellales, Glomerellaceae.